GAACGCUGAUUCCUUGGGAACGUCAGUGCGCAGACAGUCCGCCCGCAGCCAGCAACUUCACCAAGCAUCUUGUCGUCGCCGUCCCCACAAACAACAAACCAAAUUUCUGGAGCUCACGAAGAGCUGGGAGUCCGAACGCCGGCCGCCGCAGUCAUGGCUGUGCUGACUUGGCAGCGGGGAGUCCUCGCGGUGGCCAUCCUCGCCGCCUCCUCGGCGGUCUCUAUGGGCGUUGCGUCACGCGGCAGCCCCUGCACCAGCCCAGGCAACCGGCCCGGCUCCUGCAUCCCCAUGUUGGGGUGCGAUCCGCUGACUGCGCUGUUUAAGACGAAGCCGAGCCCCGAUGACAUCAUUGACGAGUACAUGAAUACCACCGAGACCCAGUGCGAGUGGGAGGACGACAGGGUGCGCCUGGUGUGCUGCCCCAACGGCCCGAAGUACGAGCAUCGCAACAUGCGCUUGCUGCCCACAGACAUGUGUGGCACCUACGACCCAGGACGCGCGGUGCAUCCCUGGUUGGCGCUACUCGCAGACUGCAACGGUAACACUGCACACUGA
This is a messenger RNA of Thrips palmi, 555 nucleotides long. RefSeq lists its product as uncharacterized. The coding region runs from base 154 to 555 and encodes 133 amino acids. The record is from RefSeq and is a predicted model, not a curated record. Lineage: Eukaryota; Metazoa; Arthropoda; Insecta; Thysanoptera; Thripidae. The transcript has 4 exons.